Clonostachys solani is the source of this 243-nucleotide messenger RNA. Lineage: Eukaryota; Fungi; Ascomycota; Sordariomycetes; Hypocreales; Bionectriaceae. The record is from the annotation of a GenBank genome assembly.
AAGCCUAAUAUAUCGGUCGUAAAGUCGGCGCAAGUUGCAACACAAGCCAAGACAGAGAGAAGCGCGUGGCUUGAUCUGAACUCACCAAUAGCCAAGCUCGAGAUGGGCGGGUUCGAGUUGAUCAACAAUUCCGAAACGACUCCGGCGUCACCAGCCGGGAAGGCUGGCAUGCUUCCCCUUGUCUGGGCCUGCCCUCUGCCCUUCCGCGUCCCUCGCUGUAGUGGCUGGUCACGAUGCGACCCC